AUGAACAUCCUCUCCGGUGAAGAUGAUGAAAGAAAAAAUGAUGGGUCAUUAGAUUCCUCGGUUUGGCCCUUUGCGAUUCACACAAAAAAUGGCAAAAGCAGCAACAUAACAGAGGUGGUCGAUGGUGGUAACCAAGAGCAGCUCUUCGGUGGUAGGAGGCUGCCCGGUAGCCUAGCGUCUGCUUCCUUUUUGCUUAUGUCGGCAGUAGUCAUCGGAGAGGAAGAGGGAAGAUUUCUGACACGCCUGCGCUACAUAUAUACGAGCAUACAAUCAUCCCCGAGAACCUCUGUCAUUCCUCUCCCAGAAAAAGCCGUUACAAAAAUGGAGGACCAAAUAAUCGCCACCAGCAAAACCGUCGGCGCCGUGAAGGCUAACAACGGCGGUGGACAACAAUUGCUAGAGACGACCAAAUCAGAGAGACACGUAUGGCUCAUGAAAUGCCCUCCAAUUGUGUCUCGUUCACUUACGCAACAACAGCAACAACAACCGCAAUUAUCGACGCCUCUCGACGCUUCUUCAGCUCCAAUCGGCGCCAAGGUUGUCGUCACCGUUGAUCCUCUCCUCCCUAACAAUGAUUUCUCAUCUACACAGUUUACUAUGGAGUUGCUUGGCACUGAAUCUGGGAGAGUACCCAAAUGUUACUCCAUGGACAUGUCAACAGAUUUUAUCCCAAUGUCUGUAUUUUCCGAAUCCAAACAAGGAAGGCUUUCUGUUGAAGGGAAAAUAUAUCAUAAAUUUGACAUGAAACCUCAUAAUGAGAACAUAGAGGAGUAUGGGAAGCUCUGUCGUGAAAGAACAAACAAAUAUAUGACUAAAACUCGACAAAUACAGGUUAUUGACAAUGAUAAUGGAGCACAUAUGAGGCCCAUGCCAGGGCUCAUUGCCUUCAGACCCCCUUCACAAACUCAGAGGAAGAAAGCUCCAGUGAAAGGAUCAGACACAAAAAGAACAAGAAGGGAUCGUGGAGAGAUGGAAGACAUUAUGUUUAAGUUAUUUGAGAGACAAUCCAAUUGGACAUUGAAGCAGCUUAUUUCUGAAACAGAUCAACCUGAACAAUUCUUGAAAGAUAUGCUUAAAGAUUUGUGCAUCUAUAACAACAAAGGAUCAAACCAAGGGACUUAUGAACUGAAGCCAGAAUACAAGAGAACCACAGAGGAACAAGAACCUUCUUCAAACCCCCAAGCUUUGACCAAGUGCGUAUGUACAUCACGCUGUUGUUUUGGGGGUCUUCGAGAGUGUGGAAGUGGAACGCAUAUUACCCCCCUUCCCUCCUUUGUAUUCAACGCAUCUUCUUCCCUUCAUUACUCUCCUUCAACAUUUUUUGAUUCUUUCAUCUGUUUUCUUUAUCACAUAUUAAACUCGUUGAUUUUUCAUCAAUCCAUCUUCCCGCAUCAUCGUCUUCUAAAGAUCAAAGUGCCAUAA
This is a messenger RNA of Lactuca virosa, 1422 nucleotides long. Lineage: Eukaryota; Viridiplantae; Streptophyta; Magnoliopsida; Asterales; Asteraceae. The record is from the annotation of a GenBank genome assembly.